This is a messenger RNA of Teleopsis dalmanni, 1172 nucleotides long. RefSeq names its product ATP-dependent translocase ABCB1-like. The annotation marks the transcript as partial. Gene Ontology annotation, molecular function: ATPase-coupled transmembrane transporter activity; ATP binding. The record is from RefSeq and is a predicted model, not a curated record. The transcript has 2 exons. Lineage: Eukaryota; Metazoa; Arthropoda; Insecta; Diptera; Diopsidae. Gene Ontology annotation, cellular component: membrane.
CUUAAAAAUCCAAAAAUUUUAAUACUCGAUGAAGCAACAAGCGCUCUAGAUGCAACAAGUGAGGCGGAAGUACAAAAAGCACUUGAUACGGCGGUACUGAAUAGAACAACAUUGGUUAUAGCGCAUCGUUUAUCAACCAUUCGAAAUGCUGAUCUAAUUGUAGUGCUGGAUCAGGGCAAAAUAGUUGAGUCCGGUAAACAUGAUGAAUUAAUGUCGAAACGUGGUUUAUAUUACGAUCUGGUGAGGCAACAAGAGAGACAUAGUGCACAAGAGCAUGAAAAUCAAAUUCCACAAAAACCGAAAGUCCUAAAUGUGGAACAAAAUUUUAAAGAGGAAUUACAAAUUCCACAAGAAAUGAAAUUAGUAUAUAUUGAAUCAAAAGCAAGUCAUAUGUAUAGAUCAGCACAUCACGAGAAGGAACCCAAAGUGGAGCAGCUUGAAAAAGUUAAUAACUUAAAUAUUUCGUCUGCUGAUAUUGAUGAAUAUUUAGAUAAUGAAGGUCCAUAUAUCAGUACGAAUUUACAACAAACGGACAUGUCACAAGAAGGAAACAACCAUCAUAAAAAUCAAAUUCCACAAGAAACGAAAGUUUUAAAUGGGGAACAAAAUGUAAAAGAGGCUGUGGGGACUAACGUUCAGAAACUUAAAGAAAAUAAUAAUUUAAAUGAUUUGUCCACUGAUUUUGAUGUAUAUUUAUCAAAUGAUGAAAGUCCUUAUAACACUACAAAUUCAGAACGACCCGAUAUGUCACAAGGUUGAUUAUUUUUGAUAUAAGAUUAUUCUAAAUAUUAAGUGGAAUUUUAAAAAAAAAAAUUUUGAAUACUUUAAUUUUAUACAUAAUCGAUAUCUCUGCCUUAUGUAAAUUUCCAAGCAUAUAUGUAUAUAUAAAUGUAGUUUAUAACUUAUUUGCUUGAGAAGCAAUAUACAUAUAAGCAAGCCUAAGUGCUGUAGAAGCAAUAUUCAUGAGGAACUGAAAGUGUGUACCUCCAAAUUGUUAACGUUAAUGAUAGUGGCUUUUUGUGAUUAACUAAAAAAAUUUGUUCCAAUAUUGCUCCCAAUACCUAAAAUUCGUAAUAGUAUAAGACUAAAUUAUAAAAGGGAUACGGACAACUGUGCUUGGGCGUUUAGAAAUAUUAUAAACAAAUUACACAGGAUGUUUGUAUAUGUUUUUU